This is a messenger RNA of Lottia gigantea (owl limpet), 180 nucleotides long. RefSeq lists its product as hypothetical. Gene Ontology annotation, molecular function: DNA-binding transcription factor activity, RNA polymerase II-specific; RNA polymerase II cis-regulatory region sequence-specific DNA binding. The annotation marks the transcript as partial. The transcript has 2 exons. Gene Ontology annotation, biological process: regulation of transcription by RNA polymerase II. Lineage: Eukaryota; Metazoa; Mollusca; Gastropoda; Lottiidae. Gene Ontology annotation, cellular component: nucleus. The record is from RefSeq and is a predicted model, not a curated record.
GUAAGACGAUACCGUACAGCCUUCACCAGAGAACAAAUCAGUAAGCUAGAGAAGGAGUUUGCCAAGGAGAACUAUAUCUCCAGGCCUAAACGAUGUGAACUAGCAGCUGCCAUGGGUUUAUCAGAGAGCACCAUCAAGGUGUGGUUUCAGAAUCGUCGUAUGAAAGAUAAAAGACAACGA